AUGCGAACCGUCGCCGCCCUCUCCGUCGCCGCCGUCGCUCAGGCCUCGUUCAAGGUCGGCACCGUCAACGACAAGUCGGCGCCCGUCCUCGGCUCCAUCCACGCCGAGGUCAUCCCCGAUGCCUACAUAAUCACGUUCAAGGACCACGUAGAUGACUCGGCCGCCUCGGAUCAUCACUCGUGGGUCAAGUCGAUCCACGGCGAGGAUGAGGACGAACGUCUCGAGCUCCGCAAGCGUGGCUCCAUCUCGGACGCCCUCUACAGCGGCAUCAAGCACACGUACAAGAUUGGCGACUCAUUCCGCGGCUACUCGGGCCACUUCCACGAGAGCAUCAUCGAGAAGCUCCGCAACCACCCGGAUGUCGAGUACAUCGAGCGGGACUCGGUCGUCCACACCAUGCUUCCCGUGGACUCGACGGAGGGCGCCGUGACGGAGGAUGCCUGCAACGGCGAGACGGAGAAGCAGGCGCCUUGGGGCCUCGCCCGCCUCUCGCACCGCAAGACGCUCAACUUUGGCACCUUCAACAAGUACCUGUACGCCGCCAGUGGCGGUGAGGGAGUCGACGCCUACGUCAUCGACACCGGCUGCAACAUCCAACACGUCGAUUUCGAGGGCCGUGCCAAGUGGGGCAAGACGAUCCCCGACGGCGACGAGGACGAGGACGGCAACGGCCACGGCACCCACUGCUCCGGCACCAUCGCCGGCAAAAAGUACGGCGUGGCCAAGAAGGCCAACAUCCGCGCCGUCAAGGUUCUGCGCUCCAACGGCUCCGGCAGCAUGUCGGACGUGGUCCGCGGCGUCGAGUACGCCGCCAUCAGCCACCUGGAGCAGGUCAAGGCGGCCAAGGCCGGCAAGCGCAAGGGCUUCAAGGGCUCCGUCGCCAACAUGUCCCUCGGCGGCGGCAAGACGCAGGCUCUCGACGCGGCCGUCAACGCGGCCGUCAAGACGGGCGUCCACUUCGCCGUCGCCGCCGGCAACGACAACGCCGACGCCUGCAACUACUCCCCCGCCGCCGCCGACGCCCCUCUCACCGUCGGCGCGAGCGCCCUCGACGACAGCCGUGCCUACUUUUCCAACUACGGCAAGUGCACCGACAUCUUCGCCCCCGGCCUGAGCAUCCUCUCCACCUGGAUCGGCUCCAAGUACGCGACCAACACCAUCUCCGGCACCUCGAUGGCCUCGCCCCACAUCUGCGGCCUCCUCGCCUACUACCUGUCCCUGCAGCCCGCCAAGGAUUCCGAGUUUGCCCUGGCCGACAUCACGCCCAAGAAGCUCAAGGACACGCUCAUCUCCAUCUCUACCGAGGGCAUCCUCAGCGACCUGCCCGACGAGACGCCCAACAAGCUGGCCUGGAACGGCGGCGGCUGCAGCGACUUUUCCAAGAUUGUCGACGCCGGCGGCUACAAGGCGACGGCCGCGCCCAAGAAGGCCACGACGCUGAAGAAGUUGGAGGAAGCCGCCGUCGAGGACCUCGUCACCGUCAGGGGCAAGAUUGUCAAGGGUGCCAAGUCGUUUGGCGACAGAGCCGAGAUAUUUGCCAAGAAGAUUCACGAUCUCGUCGAGGAGGAGGUGCAGCAGUCCGUUGCCCAUGUGGCAGGAUCGGACGAUUCGGUUGGUGCUGCCGUCGCGAAGCAGGAGCAGGCAGACACUGGACUUGCUCUGCCUCGAAAACCUCGUCUCUUCCCUCUGAUGGCCAGCCGACAACAUCACAACACUAUCUACGUUUUGCACUUCACCAACUAG
Molecule: messenger RNA, 1743 nt
Organism: Drechmeria coniospora
Lineage: Eukaryota; Fungi; Ascomycota; Sordariomycetes; Hypocreales; Ophiocordycipitaceae
Product: vacuolar serine protease
Exons: 3
Coding region: 1-1743 (580 amino acids)
Biological process (GO): proteolysis
Molecular function (GO): serine-type endopeptidase activity
Source: RefSeq, a predicted model, not a curated record